Messenger RNA from Daphnia magna, 914 nucleotides. RefSeq lists its product as uncharacterized. The record is from RefSeq and is a predicted model, not a curated record. The transcript is spliced from 6 exons. The coding region runs from base 4 to 840 and encodes 278 amino acids. NCBI's taxonomy places the organism in Eukaryota, Metazoa, Arthropoda, Branchiopoda, Diplostraca, Daphniidae.
ACAAUGACAGGCCAUUACUACUACGAAAGACCCUGUCACAGUGGAUAUUUGAAUUCCUAUGGCUACUCUGGCACUUCUUUGUUGCCCUAUACAUCAUCACUGCGCAGUACGUACAUGCCGGCGUCCUAUUGGAGCACGUAUCGCCCGUCCAUCUAUUCGUCAUAUCCACGCGUCUCAAUCUAUUCGGUGCCUUCGACCCCCCGAGCGCUGACGUAUCACGCGGCGAUCCCUAGAAUCACUCACCACCGCUUAUGGGACGUAUCCGCAUCGCCGAUGGUUUCGACACGAGAGCGUCUGUUACGAUACUCUGCUCUCUACGGUGACGAUGACGAUGUAGAAGCCAUCUUGACUCAGGGACAAAAAUAUAACCCUGUCUCAUCGCUGGAAAGUACCUUCUCCAACACUAUACAAGACAUUGAAGACGAUAUACGAAAUUGGCGUUACGCAGCGUCAUCUGUGCUCAACCGUUUUACAACAGGGAAACCGUCAAACGUGGAACUGUCAACGCUGGCCAACCGCUACUCGUCCGACUACGUUAGCGGAAAUAACAAUUAUUGGAGAGGCAGCUCCAGUUCGUACUACCGGCCAACGACGUUGAAGUCUUUUCAAUACUCGAACUUUAAGGCUCCGAUUUACGAUUCGGGUCGCUCCAUGUAUGUCUCCAGUCGUUCAAAGGAUUGGGAUUCAUCGAAAAGCACAUUUGGUGAUACGGAAUCCAGAAACUAUACAGGACAUUACCCGCAGUCGAAACGCAGCGUUCCGAAAUUCUCCGAAAACGAUAGCAAAAUCAAACGCGAAAUUUCCUAUCUUUCGCAUUAUAUACUGCCAAAAAAUGAGUAGCUUAACUCCCGGAUUGUUAAUUUAAACGCAAAAACAAAAAUAAUACAGCAAGCUUUUUCCUUGGUCGCCCUCAA